AUGGAUUCAUUAAUACCAUUUACAACCUCGGGAUCUCUUGUGGAUUGUGUGGACAGAAAGAUGAUGGUGGUAUUGAGAGACGGCCGGAAGUUAAUUGGUGUCCUAAGGUCAUAUGAUCAGUUUGCGAACCUAGUUCUCGAGGAUACUGUGGAACGCAUAUACCAUGCAGAUGUCUUCGCGGAGAGGUGGCAAGGACUAUACCUCAUUCGCGGGGAGAACGUAGUUCUGCUUGGCGAAAUAGAUUUGGAUCAGGAAGACGAUGUGCCCUUGCGACAGGUUGAGUGGAAUACGCUCGAACCAUACCACAAAGAGGACAUCGCCGCAAAGAAGCACCGGGAAGAAUACAAGGCCAAUGUGCUGUACGAGCAGAGGGGCUUCUGUAAAGAGGGCGGCGAAGGUGACGGAUACUGA
Molecule: messenger RNA, 411 nt
Organism: Gloeophyllum trabeum ATCC 11539
Lineage: Eukaryota; Fungi; Basidiomycota; Agaricomycetes; Gloeophyllales; Gloeophyllaceae
Product: Sm-like ribonucleoprotein
Exons: 4
Coding region: 1-411 (136 amino acids)
Biological process (GO): deadenylation-dependent decapping of nuclear-transcribed mRNA
Cellular component (GO): Lsm1-7-Pat1 complex; P-body
Molecular function (GO): RNA cap binding
Source: RefSeq, a predicted model, not a curated record